This is a messenger RNA of Chlorocebus sabaeus (green monkey), 1454 nucleotides long. RefSeq names its product adenosine deaminase tRNA specific 3 (gene ADAT3). Gene Ontology annotation, molecular function: tRNA-specific adenosine-34 deaminase activity. Lineage: Eukaryota; Metazoa; Chordata; Mammalia; Primates; Cercopithecidae. Gene Ontology annotation, cellular component: cytoplasm; nucleus. The record is from RefSeq and is a predicted model, not a curated record.
CAGGCGGAGACGAGGCAAGGCGGGGCGGGGCGCGCCGGGCCGGUUGCUAAGACUUGGCGAAGCGCUGCGCUCGCGCCCGGAUCCCUCAGUCGGCAUCGCUGAGGAUGGAGCCCGCCCCGGGCCUCCUGGAGCAGCCCAAGUGCUUGGAGGCCGGGAGCCCAGAGCCUGAGGCGGCGCCGUGGCAGGCCCUGCCUGUCCUGUCCGAGAAGCAGUCGGGGGACGUGGAGCUGGUGCUGGCCUACGCCGCGCCCAUCCUGGACAAGCGCCAGACCUCACGCCUCCUGAAGGAGGUGUCGGCCCUGCACCCGCUCCCCGCCCAGCCUCACCUCAAGCGGGUGCGGCCCAGCCGCGAUGCCGGCAGCCCCCACGCCCUGGAGAUGCUGCUGUGCCUGGCCGGGCCAGCCUCGGGCCCGCGCUCGCUGGCUGAGCUCCUGCCACGGCCGGCUGUGGACCCCCGCGGCCUGGGGCAGCCCUUCCUGGUGCCUGUGCCCGCCCGGCCGCCUCUGACCAGGGGCCAGUUCGAGGAGGCCCGGGCCCACUGGCCCACGUCGUUCCACGAGGACAAGCAGGUGACCAGCGCCCUGGCUGGGAGGCUCUUCUCCACGCAGGAGCGCGCCGCCAUGCAGAGCCACAUGGAGCGGGCGGUGCGGGCGGCCCGGCGGGCGGCAGCGCUGGGCCUGCGGGCCGUGGGGGCCGUGGUGGUGGACCCGGCCUCGGACCGCGUGCUGGCCACCGGCCACGACUGCAGCAGCGCAGACAACCCCCUCCUGCAUGCCGUCAUGGUGUGCGUGGACCUCGUGGCGCGCGGCCAGGGCCGCGGCACCUACGACUUCAGGCCGUUCCCGGCCUGCUCCUUCGCCCCAGCCGCCGCCCCCCAGGCCGUCCGUGCAGGCGCAGUGCGUAAACUGGACGCAGACGAGGAUGGUCUCCCCUACGUGUGCACCGGCUACGACCUGUACGUGACUCGCGAGCCCUGCGCCAUGUGCGCCAUGGCCCUGGUGCACUCACGCAUCCUGCGCGUCUUCUACGGCGCGCCCUCGCCCGACGGCGCCCUGGGCACCCGCUUCCGCAUCCACGCCCGGCCCGACCUCAACCACCGCUUCCAGGUGUUCCGCGGGGUGCUGGAGGAGGAGUGCCGCUGGCUGGACCCCGACACAUAGGCGCAACCCUCCUGCCUCCGGACCCAUCCCGCUCCUGGCCGAGGGCGCCGCUCCUGGACUUCCAGUCCUCGAUUUCUCUCGCAGAAGCCUGUCUGGAUUUCAAGGACACACACCGCCUCCAGCGGGGAUCACGGGUGCUGCCUUCCGCGCGGAGCGAGCUUUCCUGGACUUGUCAUUGGGGCCACCCCUGUGCCUGCGGGGCUCUUCUGCGGAUGCCCUCGCAGCUUUUGUGUUCCCCUCUGUCUCUCGGGCCAGGAAAAAGCUCUGAUGGGGAAAUAAACAGCUUAAAACCAA